Molecule: messenger RNA, 1220 nt
Organism: Dicrocoelium dendriticum
Lineage: Eukaryota; Metazoa; Platyhelminthes; Trematoda; Plagiorchiida; Dicrocoeliidae
Source: the annotation of a GenBank genome assembly
CGCUUUUUUUCUCAUACAUUUCCUGAUCUGUCCCUGAAUCGCCGCGUUUUCGCUUCGCUCGGAAUAUAUCGAGAUGGACGAGUCUCAGGUGCCAAUGACUGAAUAUGAACAGAUCAAGUUUAAGAUGAAUCAAACAACAGAUGAGUCACUGGAGGCUUCGCGACGCAUGAUGGCCAUGUGUGAAGAGGCCAAAGAGGCGGGCAUAUCGACCUUGGUCAUGCUAGACGACCAAGGGGAACAACUUGAUCGCAUUAACGAAGGCAUGGACCAGAUCAAUCAAGAUAUGAAAGACGCGGAGAAAAACCUGGACGACUUAAACAAGUGCUGCGGAUUAUGUGUUCUGCCUUGGAACAAAGUCAAAAAGAAGGAUGACUACACCAAACAGUUACAGGAUGAGGAUGUACGGGGUGGUGGCGAUGGACCCCGCAUCAUUGUCGAUCAGAAUGGCUUAGGUCCCACAGGAGGAUAUAUUACUCGCAUCACUAAUGACGCCCGCGAAGACGAAAUGGAUAACAAUUUGCAGGAAGUUUCUGGAAUGAUCGGUAAUUUACGAAACAUGGCUAUUGAUAUGGGAAGCGAGAUCAAUCAACAGAAUGUACAGAUCGAACGGAUACAAAUUAAGGCAAAGUCCAAUGCCGAACGCAUCAAGAAGGCUAACGAACAAGCCCACAAGCUACUGAAGUAGCCCUUUACCUGGGGUUCACAUUCACCGUUAUCUGGUCACAGCAUUCCCCCGUUUCAUUCUCUAUUUCCUCUCUUGUCAAUCUUCCACACUCCGCGCAUUUUUGAUGUUUUCGGUGCUCUACUUCACAUACGCAGUUCUAUAUUAUUAACUGCACCUCGAUCCUUGUUUUCGUUCUCUGCAUUUACUUUACGCAAGAAUUCGGCCACAGCUCUUCCCAGAUUAUAUUGAUAGCGACACUGUUCGCUAUUCGCACUGUAAUUCACACUUAUGCACCAGAAGAUCUGCCUUAUUUUACAUACUCCUUGAGCCACCUACUUCCUCAUGCGCCAACUGACAGUCAUCUACUUCCCUUUGACGUCACUUAAAUACCGACUAUCUGUUUGUCCUUUCGUUUCUUUCUUUAAAUGCAUUUCACGACAGUACAUUUGCAUCCAGUCGCUCAUUUUCUUAGACGCUUUGGGCGACAAACUUCUUCACCCUCACAUUUGGACCACAGGGUUUUCUGUUAUCACCGGGUGUAACUUCACCUCCGCGG